Zootermopsis nevadensis is the source of this 4308-nucleotide messenger RNA. Lineage: Eukaryota; Metazoa; Arthropoda; Insecta; Blattodea; Termopsidae. The record is from RefSeq and is a predicted model, not a curated record.
AAAAUGAUAUAGCUUCUUUUGUAAUUUUUAGGUGACUCCAUUAUGACAAUACAGCCUUCAUCAGUUGAAACUAAAGAUAAUGAAGUAUUCAAACUCAGAAGAAGUUCGAGAAGUAUAACAAGAAAAGUUAGAUUUGAAGGUGCAGGAGACAAUUCAGCAAAAGGAGUUCAACCUUUGACAGUGACACCAUACAUUUCUCACUCACAAAGGCCAAAGCAGAGAAUAAGCCUCCUAGGUAGCCUGGAAGUGAGUAGUCCUGUUGCCACAUCACUACCAUCAGGAGACCUCAUCUGCUUUGAUUCUCCAGUAUCAGUACCUCGUCGAGUUAUGCGCCGAUCACUUCGUCUCAGCUCCCAGGUCCAGAAUUAAAGAUAUGACAAAUGAUUAUAUACACGUCAGUGCAUUAAUUUGCAUUAUUUUAUGAGAUAUUUAUAACUGAUUUUAAUUUGCCAAGUGUCAAAGCUUAGUUUGCCUUAUCUUAGUAUAUGAGUGCAAAUGUUUCCUUGUUUUUUUGAAGAGUUUGGUGUUCAGGCUGGCAGUAGUAACAGUACUAAGGCAUUCUGGGCAGUCUGUAACACUUUUAUUUCAUGUUUAUGUCAGGAAUUUGUACAUGCAAGUUCCAAGGAGUGAUAUUCAAGCAUGAAAUGAAAUCCUUAAUAUUGUCUGUGUCAUUUGUCCUGGCAUCUUAAAGAAGGGAGGAAGGUUGGUAUGAUGCACUCUUGCUUAAUAUACCUGUUAAAAAUAAUGUACCUUCAUUAUAAGCACAAUAUAAACAUUGGAGCACAUACUACGAUUCAGAAUGUUAUUUGAGUGGAGAAUGUCUGCUUUUUUGCCAUUCCACUUUAUAAACCAAACUCUAAUCAGCUGAGCCCAAAUCACUACUGUAUAGUGGACAUGAUAAGUAUCUGACAUGGACAUAUAAACCAGUAUACCAUCUGAGAAUUUUUUAAAACCUUGUGUUACAUCACAGUCCAGAUUACGUGCAUUGUACGAAGUGAAAAGCUGAUGGGAGGCAUUCCAAAAAAUUGUUUGUGUGGUCUUACAUAGUAGACUUUCACAGUGCCAAGUAAAAUUCCAAAUAACAAAGAAUAAAUUUCAUUGAAGAUCUUAGGUGUUGAAAUUGUAAUCCUUUAAUGCUCAGUGCAUGGAGAUUUGAUUAUUUCAUCUGUCAAUACCUACAUAUGAUAUUUUAAUUAAAAAACUGAAUUUAUUUUCAUUGAGGAUGUGAUAUGUUUAUGAUAGUGGGAAUGGAAGGUUACCAUCUUGGUUUAUAGGUAACCACCAAUCUGAGGAUGACCUCUCUGGCACUGCUGGGGCUUUCAGUGUCAGUAGGGAGAUGCCAAGAAACCCCAGCCUAAAAGUAAAAUGACCAAGAUGCAAGGACAGUUUAAAUGGAAAUAUUUUCUUGUUCAGCUGAAGAACAACUAGGAUUCUAACAAAUGAAUCUGUGUAUGACCAUUAAAAUCUGACAAGUAACAGCUGUAAUGAACAUAUGAAGCCAUUACAAGUUGUUAUAAGCUGUCAGUCCAAUUCUGCAGCAACCUCAUUACAGUUGAAUCAAACUAUAAAAAUAGUGAUUGAUUACAUAGCCUUUGUUUACCCUCUUGUUUGGUGGUGUGAGGAAGAAAUAAUAAAAUCAGAAUGCCCACCUAUUUUUCCUUGAAUCUGUAUUUCAAAACACCAGGUUAUUAAUGCUGUCUACCAUAGCACAUAAAAUGGUCAGAAUUGCUUUGAUGUAGUUAGAUCUCUUUCCAACCAAAUUGCUUCACAGUCAUCCUUAAAUUUGGCUUCAGAAUCCCUAGAGGGUGCUUUAUAAGCCUUCUUCGAGCUUCAGUUCUUAACAUAGUGCAAUAUCUCACUGUAGAACUGAGACAGACACACAGAUUAUUAAAAAGGGGUAUGUUAUUGUUGAUCUUCCUUUCCUCCUAACUCAGUGUGAAGCUGAUUCUUUGCAAACUGGGUGUCCGUGAACUUAGCUUGUGCGAUGUACCUGCACACCUUAUUACAGCAUUAUUACACUCAAGGUUUAUGGCGGUUACUCUUCUCCGCCAAGCCUGCUUCAGUGGCAGUAGUCUAUGAACCUGAGUAGCCUAGGACCAGACUAAGGAGAAAAAUUUGCAAUAUAACAAGGAUCUCAUCUCAGCAUUCAGUGCUAGCGUCUUUUUACAGAAGAACUAUAAAAAAAAUUUCUUCACAAGUACCAUAUUAUGAUUUAUACUGUGACAUGGAAACUUUAGUCUUAGAUGAUAUAUUACUUUUCUCUUAUAUUUUUAAGUGUUAAAGACUUUUUCAAAGAUGUGUAAAAAAAAGUAUUCGCUGAAAUUUGGAUGGAUGUACAUUUAGCCAUUUUUAAGUAUAAUUAAUGUGAAACAUCUUACGAGUUGUCUUGCUUGUAGUGAUGUGCAACAGGACUGCGGCUUUCCAUUAUAUUUCUCUCUGAACUUUUACAUUAGACAAUUAUGGAAAAUUCAUGAUUACAAAGAUAUAUAAAUUCAAAAGAAAGGAAGCACACAAGGUAUUGUCAUGAAAGGUCUUGUACAGUGGCCAGGACAAAACUGUGUUUUGCGUACAGAACCACCUUGUGGAUAGAAUGAAAAGAAACGUACUAUAUAAACCAAAAACAUUAUCAACUUAAGGACUGAAACAGAACUAAAAUUUGUUGCAACUGAGAAAUUGUUUGUACUUCCUUAUCUGCUGUCCCCUUGCCGUUUACUUUUAAUGGACGUGGGAUGGGCAGGGGGGCCUGUUAGUGGUCACAGAGACAAAGUCUUAUUUCACAUUGUUGAGGAGGCUGGUGGUACAAUGAAAUACUGUCCGUGUACACAAAUUUGCCUUAAUUUUCAAUUUGUUUCGUUGGCGCCUGCAACCAUUGCAGCCAUCUUCUGCAACCGGAUCUGGAAUUCCUUGACUGCCACAUUGGGAUGCUGUUUGCAUUGUGGUCCAUGUGACCAAUUCUUUAUGCCCUGUUUUGCAGAUAUCACUAAAUGCUGUAAGGAUCAAGGAAGACGGUUCUGGACUCUGCUAUAUAUUUCUAGAAACCUAUAUAAGAUUUUAUGUAUUUGCUUUUCUCCUGCUACCAACAUGCCUAUGCAUCCAUUGAGUAGACUAAGACUGUCAGCAGGGCUGAGCAUGGACUCAGGACUUGGCAUCCACUGUAUGAAGUGACCUAAAUAGUGUUUGAGUUCUGUGCUAAUGACAUGUUUUUCCUUACUCUUCAGUUUUAAUUAAAAUAUGUUAAUAAGAGCUGUAAUAAAACAAAUAUGCAUUGACCAUGUGUUCAGUUUUAAUGACAAAUGGAUAUUUUUUCAAUGUUUAUUGUAUUGUGAAAAUAAUAUUUAUCGUUAUAGUACUGGUCUGGUGAAUAAAGCUUUGCAGCCCACAGUUUGAGACACUGCACUAGAUUAUAUUAUUAAAUCAUAAUUCAUGUAAUACACUUGCUUCAUGGUGUUUAGUACUAUAAUGAUUGAAUUGCUGUAUUUAGUGAUUGAUAAGACUUAUUUUGAAGUGUGGCAGCUUUUCAGCUUGAGUUUGAUUUCAGCUCUAUAAUUUCUGUCUCGUAGCAUGAAGUCAAACCGUUUGAAAUUUAGGCCAUGCCUGAGGAAUCCUCGAAUCAGGGCGGUACUAGACAUUAAAUUUGCUUUUGGGGGCCAGUGAGAAUACUGUAAAGGACAGCAAUAAGGUUUUUUUUUUCCUUUAUUCUUCUUUUUCCUUUGUUAUGUAUGUUAAAUGAAGGCCAAAUGUGCGUCAUACUUAUUACAUGUCUCAGUUGUCAUGCAGUUUCAUUUAGUAGUUCUAAACCCUUCUUUAUCUAAAGGGCUGCUCAGCGUAAGUUCUAUUCAGUGCAUCAUGUUUGUCGAUCAGAAUUGUAUGGUAGCACUAUAUUUGUGCUAAAGUAGGAGAACCUGUGGGAACUCAGUUAUGAUUAGUGAGUAGUGCAUAAAACAUUUAUGUAGUUGAAUAUUUGAAUGUGUAAAUUAAGUCUGUGGUUGUAAUUGCAAAUUCUAUGGUACUAGCUCUGGAAAGAUACAUUAUAUAUAUUGUUCAAGCUGCUACAUGUACAAGGCUUCAUACUAUUUUUUUGAAUUGACAUUUGAACUAGUUAAUUACAGUUAUGUGUGAAUGUUGCCAGAAAUUGUAUUACUCUUUCUUUAUGUAUAUAUAUAUAUAUACACACUUAAAGUGAAUGCAUGUUUUAUAGUGAUUUAAUAUGGUGUUACUUCUUACACCUUAGCAAGAUAAUUAUAAGUAAAAUAUGAACAUUGUCUUUUAUUUGUAUGUUGCCUACAAAUUAAAAAUCGGCUUACAGUA